Messenger RNA from Bufo bufo (common toad), 2469 nucleotides. RefSeq names its product CKLF like MARVEL transmembrane domain containing 5 (gene CMTM5). Bases 744 to 1202 code for a protein of 152 amino acids. The record is from RefSeq and is a predicted model, not a curated record. NCBI's taxonomy places the organism in Eukaryota, Metazoa, Chordata, Amphibia, Anura, Bufonidae. Gene Ontology annotation, cellular component: membrane. The transcript has 5 exons.
UCAAAUGUCCCUCUGUCCCAAGAGGAGCCACCAGUAUGUUGAGUGGGAGGUGGGAUCCUGUAACAAAGAGGCUUUAAAGUGUGCCUCAGCUUAUAGCACCGAUAUAUGGAGUACAAAUCACUUACAAUCAAAUGAGAAACUGCAUUUUCUUAAAACCAUAUUUUAAUUUUGCCCUUUUUAGUACUCAUUUUUCCCACCAUUUUCCGGACAUGUUUCAUGUCUUCUGCACUGUUUGUGUUUCUAGAAAUCUCAACCUUUCACUCCACAAAAAAACCCUGUUUGUGUCGGUCUCUUUCCUUCUUUUUCCUCCUUGAGUCUCUUUCCCUCCCCCUCUUCCUGUAACACAAAUCUGGAUCAUUUGCAACUUCACUUCAGACAUCCAUGCAAACAUCAGGAGAUACUCAGGAAGAAGCUUCACUUUCCGCAUCUCCGGCCUCUCAGCUUCAGUUUAUUAGAUUUACUGCAUUUUCUAACAUCUAACUUUACAAUUAUUAACCCCUCUAGUCCCAGUAUCACAUACAACAUCUUAAUAACCCUGCCUGCUUCUUCCUAACAAUCCAAAUUCUGUUACUUACUGUGUAGAUUUAACAUCCUCUUCAGCUUUUCUCCACAACUACCCGCAUUACUAAGUGCCCAUCCCUUCUCACUCCAUCUACCAAGUAAGCUUCUUCUCUACUUCUCUGUGUUUCAUUCUCUCCAUCACUCUCAUCUUUCUACACUUUUGCUGUGGCCCCUGCCUGGGGAUGAGUGAACAGGAAGGUGCAGACAGCUCCAGCAGCUUUUCUCUGGAUAAAGAAUUUCUCAACUCGCUGAAAGGACGUAUUCUACUGGCAGAGCUGGUCCUCUGCUUUGUGAUAUUUAUCUGUUUUGCAGCCUCUAUAUCUUCCUAUUUGGCAGCCCCCCUGAUUGAGCUUAUAAUCACUCUCAUCUUCCUCAUCCUUUUCUCAAGUCACUACCAUCUGCGUGUCACUGCUCUCAACUGGCCCUGCGUGGAUUUCAUGCGCUGUGUCUCAGCCGCAGUCAUUUUUGUGGUGGUCUCAAUUGUAGCUGCUGCACGGAGUUCAGGAGAUGGAGGAGCAAUUACAGCAGCGCUCUUUGGAUUCCUACUGGUAGGAGUAUUCUGUUAUGAUGCUUAUAUGAUUUACAAGAUAGAAAUAACAGAUCGGACAGCUGAGACCGGAGAUGGUGCUGCUAAUCCAUAAUGACCACCCAAGGACUGAAAACUGACACAUGGGAUUAAAACAGAGACAUUCUGACAUCAUAAGGUUAAAAUCCUCAUUCUAAUCUAUUCAAUACUCAUUUCACCUUCAACUUGUUCUGCAUUCUCAGUAUUUCUCAACAAACCUGUCCUGAGCCAACACAUCAAAGUUCAUAUAGGAGACAUAAAUGUGAAGAUUGUAUUACAUCUGUGCCUAUUAAAUGUGUGUUUAGUCUACGUAUAAGACUCAAUAAUGAUUGAAUUGUAUGAGCAUACGCAACUUGUUGUUCUGCCAAAGUGUAGGGUGGGUGGACUAUGUGAUUAUAUCAACCCUUUUAACGACCAAAAUGACUAAUGGUCAUGUGACUUUAGACAGGUGUGCUUAAAAUUCAUGUGAUUGCGUAUGUUACACAAUAUUCUGGGCUACAGAUAACCUUAUUAGACACACUAAAUGUAAAUGCUUAUUAAAGUGUAUGAUGUUUAGUAAGUUUCUCUAUGAUGGAUAUUUUAAUUACUCUUUUUUUGUCGUGGGCCAAAUAAAAGUUGACUGCAAUGACAAUUUAAUAACUGAGCAGUGCUCUGAUGAGCCACCCAGAGGAUUAGAAAGGGAAAUACUACCUACAAAACUCAUCUUUUUGUGGGCAUCUUUUUCUACAAAACUAUAUAUCAGUCUGCUCAGCUCCUUCUGCUCUAUACCAUUCUGUGUGCGGAUUGCACUGUAUAGACAAUGUGAAAAGGUUCCCAUGGAGGUGUACAGCCCCAACUGACAUUUUGCUUUAGGCCCUCAAAUUCAUAGUUGAUUGAUGUUUAACCUAUACUUAUUUUGAGAAUUCAGCAAAUAUAGAUCUUGUAGGCAUCACAUGGAUGGUGAACAGCAUCCCUUCAUUUUCUGAAUAAUAAAAGUAACUUUCCAUCUUGUUGUAUGCAUAUACAGUAUUAUGUAGGAGUAUGGGCUUCUUGGCUAUUCUUUUCAUAAGUUUACAAUUUAUUUCAUAUAGUGGCAAACAAUUGGCCAUGUUUACCUAACAACACCAUACACACACAUGGGCAUUAUUUAUCAUGCCUUCACUCCAGAAUUCUGUCUUGAAAAAGUCAUAAAAUGGCUCUUUUUUUCACAAGUCCAAAAGGACCAAUUUGCUACUUUUUGAAUGCAGACUUCUGGAGUGAAGGCAUGAUAAAUCAGGGCCAUAGUGACAAACAAUUGGUCAUGUUCAGCUGACAACAUCAUACACACACCAUUUCAGAACGAGAACCAAAUACAGCAUAAGAGA